AUGUCCGGUGUUGGACACCCAUACCCCAUACCCAUGCGUACAUACACACAUACAUAUCUGUAUCAAAUUGUAUAUAUCAUGAUCGGCCCUAUGAUAGCUGAUGGCUCCAUUGUAGAUGUUGUAAUACCAGUACAGGUUGACGUGCAGGACUCGCAACCAGCUCCCGCUACCCCUGACACCGUCGAACGUGCGGAUGACUUAACCAUUGACACUCCCAUCAAACGGGACAGUUCCACUAUAUUACCUUUUAUGACUCUUGUGCGAUGCCGAAUAGACACUCUUAAUGCCAUGGGCAAGGAGAUCAAAGAGAAUAUCGUUGGCCCGAUGCCAGUGGAGAUCUUUCUCAAUGCAUUUCUACCGAACCGGAAAAAUCACGAUUCCCUCAGACUUCGCUUCAGCCUCCCAAACUGGAGUAUUUGA
Suillus discolor is the source of this 420-nucleotide messenger RNA. RefSeq lists its product as uncharacterized. The record is from RefSeq and is a predicted model, not a curated record. NCBI's taxonomy places the organism in Eukaryota, Fungi, Basidiomycota, Agaricomycetes, Boletales, Suillaceae. The transcript has a single exon. The coding region runs from base 1 to 420 and encodes 139 amino acids.